AAACAUCCAAGAUGUCAGAAAAAGAGAGAAUUCAAGUUUUCCCUUCGCGAAUGGCGCAGACUAUCAUGAAGGCUCGUCUCAAAGGAGCCGAAAAAGGUCACAGUCUUCUCAAAAAGAAAGCAGAUGCGCUAACCUUGAGAUUCAGAGCAAUUCUCAAGAAGAUUAUCGAGACAAAAGUCCUAAUGGGCGAGGUUAUGAAGGAAGCAGCUUUCUCCGCAGCGCAAGCCAAGUUUGUUAUUGGUGACUUUAACCAUGUGGUGCUGCAAAAUGUCACCAAGGCACAGACAAAAGUUCGGUCAAGAAAAGACAAUGUAGCCGGUGUGCUGCUUCCUGUGUUUGAACAUUAUGUGGAUGGGUCCGACAGCUACGAAUUGGCUGGGUUGGCGCGUGGUGGACAGCAAGUGAGCAAGAUUAAGAAGAACUAUGCCAAAGCUGUUGAGCUGUUGGUUGAACUGGCUUCUCUUCAGACAUCAUUCGUUACCUUGGAUGAAGUCAUCAAGAUCACAAACAGACGAGUGAACGCGAUUGAAUACGUUAUCAUUCCACGUAUAACGCGAACAUUGGCUUACAUCAUAACCGAACUGGAUGAGAGAGAAAGAGAGGAAUUCUACAGGCUCAAGAAAAUACAGGGAAAGAAGAAGGUAAUAAGAGCUGAUGCAGAAAAGGUUAGGAUAGCACUGAAAGAAAAGGGAGUUGAUGUGGAUAAUCCAGCAAACAUCCUAGAAGCAACAAAUCAAGACCAGGAUCUACUUUUCUAGUUCUGCUUCAAGGUCUAGGAAGUAUUGGUAUGCUUGGUAACGUGAAAUUCCGACGUAAACUUGGUUACAGUGAAAAGUGCACAGCAUCUAAAGGGUCCUGCAUCCCGCAUUUGCCAUGGAAAGGGAAAUAUACUUGAUAUAAAAAUCUACUAUUGAGUAUUGAGUGUAAAUUCAGAUAAGCAAUAGAAGGCGUAGAUAUUUAUAUGCUGUGUAGCAGUGCACUGUAACGUUACUUUGGUUACGAAGGUAAAAUAGUAAUAUGAACUUGUAGCUAAAGUAGGAUUCCUUCUACUUCAAAAACUCAGUUGUGUACAAACUAAAACCAUUAAUAAGGAAAAAACAAUAUGCACUAAAUAUGAUUCAAAGUUGGUGACUAAUUGUUUUCUGAUCGACUUAUUGGUUUUGGUAUGUUGAAUUGCAUAACAACUUGUAUAAUUUAACAAUAUUUAUCACUUACAAUGUAUGUAUUCACUUGCCAUUCAAAGUUGAUGGAAGCUGAAGCUGAUCCAAUUUGAAAGCUAUUGUCGAGUAAAAUUCUACAAUUUUUAUAAUGAAAUGGAAAUAACUGCAUGUCAGUUAUCGUUAAACUUUAAUCAUUACAAAUGUAAAAACUAGGGAGUCGUGUAACAACACGUUAAUGCAAGUUCUAAAUAAUAGCAACUCUAAACAAGUUACAGGAAGUUGAGUUACAAGAGGUAAAGUAGAAAUGACUACUAUGUACUGAUUACUGUUGGUUUAAUGUAGAUUGGUGUAUUGGCUUAGUCAACCCAGUGAUCAUUCCUGGCAGCACAGUGAAUGUUGUCAGUCAUUAAAGUCAUAGUAAUAAUAUUAUCAGUUGUUUCUGCUGUAAGUAGAGUUACUGCCCUGAGCUGAUUACAACUCUAGGUCUGGCUUUAGUAUACGAUACUGAUCGAAACAAACAAUAAGCUUUCUAAUCAAGUUGUAUAAUUUGUUUAAAUUUUCGUUAUUUUUUUUAACUAUAUAUAUGUUAAUAUAAAGAACAAUAAUGUAAUGAAACAUGUUGGAACUAAUGUUAAUAAAUAUAUGUAUGUAUAUACAUGAGGGUAAACAACAUA
Priapulus caudatus is the source of this 1834-nucleotide messenger RNA. RefSeq names its product V-type proton ATPase subunit D-like. The coding region runs from base 12 to 758 and encodes 248 amino acids. Lineage: Eukaryota; Metazoa; Priapulida; Priapulimorpha; Priapulimorphida; Priapulidae. The transcript has 7 exons. Gene Ontology annotation, cellular component: proton-transporting V-type ATPase complex. The record is from RefSeq and is a predicted model, not a curated record. Gene Ontology annotation, molecular function: proton-transporting ATPase activity, rotational mechanism.